Messenger RNA from Priceomyces carsonii, 1650 nucleotides. It is a transcript of the gene MDR1, whose product is annotated as Mdr1p. Gene Ontology annotation, biological process: xenobiotic detoxification by transmembrane export across the plasma membrane. Bases 1 to 1650 code for a protein of 549 amino acids. Gene Ontology annotation, cellular component: plasma membrane. Gene Ontology annotation, molecular function: fluconazole transmembrane transporter activity. NCBI's taxonomy places the organism in Eukaryota, Fungi, Ascomycota, Pichiomycetes, Serinales, Debaryomycetaceae. The transcript has a single exon. The record is from RefSeq and is a predicted model, not a curated record.
AUGCAUUACAGAUUCUUUAGAGAUAGUUUUUAUGGGAGAAUUGCCUACCAUUUGUCUGGUAAGAAGCUUUUUCAACACCCUGAGGAGAAACCUGGAUACGUUAUUCCGGCGAAAUAUUUGCCCGAAGAUAGAACUGCAACACAAUCACAGUCAUCGUUAAGUGAGAAGGCUAAGAAAGACACGGAAGUUGACAGGGAAGAAAGUGAUUCAGAAGCUUCCGAAAAGCCUGAUAUUAUAUUAGCAGAGUGGGAUGGUGAGGAUGAUCCUGAGAAUCCAUACAAUUGGCCCUUCUACCAAAAAGCAUUUUUCAUUGGUGAAAUUAUGUUUUUGACUGUGUCAGUUUAUAUGGCAUCUGCUGUGUACACCCCAGGUAUUGAAGAAAUAAUGGAAAGAUUUCAGAUAGGAAGGGUUGUUGCGACAUUACCUUUAUCUUUAUUCGUUAUUGGCUAUGGUAUAGGGCCGAUGGUUUUGCUGCCUUUGUCGGAAAAUGCAGCUUUUGGUCGUACGUCUAUCUAUAUGAUAACUUUAUUUUUAUUUUUCAUCUUACAAAUACCAACUGCAUUGGUAGAUAAUAUAGCAGGAUUGUGCAUUUUGAGAUUCAUCAGUGGGUUUUUUGCCUCACCGGCCUUGGCUACCGGUGGUGCUUCUGUGGGCGAUAUUAUUACUGUCCCAUAUAUGCCUGUUGGUAUUGCUUGCUGGUCCAUUGGUGCAGUCUUCGGUCCCUCAUUAGGUCCUUUAUUCGGUUCGAUUUUAACAGUGAAAGGAGGUUGGAGAUGGACUUUCUGGUUCAUGUGUAUCGUUUCUGGUACUUGCUUUGGAAUUUUGGGUUUAUGUUUGCCCGAAACUUUUGGAAAAACUCUUUUGUACCGUAAGGCAAAGAGAUUAAGAAAAAUAACUGGGAAUGAAAAUAUCACGAGCGAUGGAGAGAUUGAGAUUAAAGGAAUGACAACUCAUGAAAUUAUCGUUGACACUUUAUGGAGGCCAAUUGAAAUUUCUUUUGCAGAGCCCGUCGUAUUAUUGAUUAAUAUUUACAUUGCAUUGGUCUAUUCUAUCCUUUAUUUAUGGUUUGAGGCUUAUCCGAUCGUUUUCUAUCAAGUUCAUCAUUUUACCUUGGUCGAAAUGGGAGUGUCAUAUGUUAGUAUAAUCAUCGGUGUUUUACUUGGUGCUGCUAUUUAUAUUCCUAUUAUAUAUCAAAGGUUUACAAAACAAAUAUUUAAUGGAGUGGAAGUUGCUCCAGAAGUUUUCCUUCCAAGUGCAAUCUUCGGAAGUAUUAUGAUGCCGAUCGGCCUUUUCAUUUUUGCGUGGACAGCCUCUCCAGAUUUACACUGGAUUGGUCCUUUGAUCGGGGCAAUGGUAUUUGCAGUCGGUGCUUUCAUUAUCUUCCAAACUUUAUUUAAUUACUUGGGUGCGUCUUUUUAUAGAUAUUUGGCAUCAGUCUUCGCAGGUAAUGACUUGUUCCGUUCGGUAAUCGCAGGGUGUUUUCCUCUUUUUGGUGAUGCAUUGUUUAACAAUCUUGCAACUAAGAAAUUUCCAAUAGCGUGGGGCACAUGUAUCUUGGCUUUUAUUUCGGUCCUCAUGAUUUUGAUUCCAACUCUUUUUUACUACAACGGCCCUAAGUUGAGAGCAAGAUCAAGAUAUGCUGGAUUUUAA